AUGUACUUGAGGAGUAUCGCUUUGGCUGGGCUGUUGGUCCUCGCCGGAUCGGCAGAUUCUAAAAUCGUACGGACACGGAGCGGAGUGGUCAACGGCGGAAAGUGUGGUAGGACAGAUGUGAAUUACUUCUUCUCGAUACCAUACGCCAAACCACCCGUAGGCGAGUUGCGAUUUGCAUCCCCGGAGCCCUAUCAAAAUUCUUCCUAUAGGGUGGUAAAUGCCACAACCCCAGCGCCAGCAUGCAUUCAAUUCACCGGGCAGCUAUUCGGCGAGAGCGAAACGCAGAGUGAGAAUUGCCUCUUUUUAGAUAUAUGGGCGCCAGCCUCCGCCACUCAAAAGUCGAAACUACCGGUGAAGGUAUGGCUUUACGGGGGAAGUAACGAAGGCGGUGGUGUUUCCAAUCCGAGUUAUAAUGGUUGCUUUUCUGCCACGGACUCUAUCGUGGUCUCGGUCAACUAUCGCCUAGGCCCAUUAGGCUUCCUCGCGUUGACGGACCUUGGUCUAACUGGAAACUAUGGCUUGGAAGACCAACUCCUUGCCCUUCGCUGGGUACAGGAUAACAUCGCGAACUUCGGUGGUGAUCCGGAAAAAGUGUUACUCUUCGGAGAAUCCGCCGGUGCUUCUGACACGUUCUUCCUUGCCACUCUGCCCGAAAUACCACAGCUAGUAAGAGCCGCUGCGAUGGAAUCCGGAGCGGGAAGAGAUAUAGCAACGAUAGAGGAUUCGCAAGUUUGGUAUUCCGAAUUCCUCAACGCGAUGAAUUGCAGUACGCCCGAUUUAUCGUGUAUCCGAUCCGCUACAGCUUCGAUACUUCAAAUUGCGGUAGCGUCUAUGCCAUCCACCGAUAUAGUCACUGUUAACUCGGUCCUCAUUAACAACGGCACAAGGAGCUCUUGGACACCUGUAGUCGACGGAAAAUUGAUAAAGGAACAACCUUCCGCUGCCGGACUCAAGGUUCCUUCGAUAAUUGGUUCUAAUGCCAACGAGGGGUCGUUGUUCGUCCUUGGUGCAUAUCGUACAUUGGAAAAAUUGGAAGCGCUUAACCAGACAGACUAUGACGAAUUCCUCAACUACAACUUCGGGCCGCUAGCGGAGCGCGUGAAUGGGACCUACUCAGCAGCUUUUCUGUUCAACGGCUCGGUAGCCAGGGCGAUGGAAACUGUCCUCACGGAAGUAUCAUAUAAGUGCCCAUCAUAUCGGGCGCUUCUACAGGCGGAGAAGAACGACAUGCCCGUGUGGAGCUAUCGGUUUGAUCAUGUGCCAAGCUGCCCCUGGUUCCUUGGCAUAGAUACUUCAUACCUGCCACUCCUAGGAGUAACACAUUCGAGCGAAAUUCCAUUCGUUUUCAAUUUCACUAGCGCUUUACCGCCGCCUAACGGGAAUUGUACAUUCACGUCGUCGGAGCAGAUUAUCUCGCGAAAUAUGAGCCGCGCGUGGACAAAUAUGGCGGAGACUGGGCAACCGGGGGAUGAAGGUGUGUGGCCUGUUUGGACCUCGGGUGAAAGCACGGGCGUUGUAAUUGGGGAUGCGGUGAAUGUUGGUGUGGUGAAUUAUACCUCUUGUGCUUUCUGGGAUCAAGUCAAUGCGGAUCUUAACGAAUAUUGGGAUACACGUGGGACUCGUAUAUAG
Messenger RNA from Hypoxylon trugodes, 1629 nucleotides. Its product is annotated as alpha/beta-hydrolase. The transcript has 5 exons. NCBI's taxonomy places the organism in Eukaryota, Fungi, Ascomycota, Sordariomycetes, Xylariales, Hypoxylaceae. The record is from RefSeq and is a predicted model, not a curated record. Bases 1 to 1629 code for a protein of 542 amino acids.